Molecule: messenger RNA, 1176 nt
Organism: Manihot esculenta (cassava)
Lineage: Eukaryota; Viridiplantae; Streptophyta; Magnoliopsida; Malpighiales; Euphorbiaceae
Product: BURP domain protein RD22
Exons: 3
Coding region: 93-1034 (313 amino acids)
Source: RefSeq, a predicted model, not a curated record
CAACAUAAAAAUUUUCUUUAAUCUUGUCCCAUAAAUUUAUAAUUUCUUGUCUGUAAGUGUUCAUAUUUUCACACUCACUGCAUCCCAUCCCCAUGGAAGCUAUUGGAAUUUCUAUGGAGUUUCAUCUCCUUCUCAUUUUUGCUUUAUUUACCACUAUCGCUCUGAGAGGAAGUCAUGCUUCUCUACCUGCAAAGGUGUAUUGGCAAUCCAUGUUACCAAACACUCCACUUCCAAAAACUUUACAAGAUUCUUUGCAGCCUUCUGACAUAGGAAAGAAAAACAGAUUUUCAUUUCCGGAAGAUUACCCACAAAAUGGUGCAAGAGCAACCUAUGGAGUCGGAUAUUGGCCUGACAACAGAAAAUUUGUCAAAAAUUCCAUGUCCAAUGCAACUACUGUCUACUUCUUAUACCAUGAUCUCCUUCCAGGCAAAAAUAUGAAGAUCAUUUUCACUAAAUCUACAAAUGUGUCUAAUUUCUUGCCACGUAAAAUAGCAGAAUCCAUUCCCUUUUCAAGCAACAAAUUCCCAGAAAUUCUCAACUAUUUUUCAGUAAAAUCCUCGUCAAAGGAAGCUCAAAUAUUGAAACAGACGAUUGAAGAAUGUGAGGCACUUCCCAUUAGAGGAGAAGACAAGUAUUGUGCUACAUCUUUAGAAUCCUUAGUUGAUUUGGUGGCUGCCAAGUUUGGACAAAAAGUUCAAGCUUUUUAUAACGAGGCAGAAGAAGAGAACAAGAAACAAGAGUAUACAAUCUUGCAGGGAAUCAAAAUGAUGGGAGAAAAUCACAUGGUGUGCCAUAAGCAGAGAUAUGCAUAUGCAGUGUUUUAUUGCCACAGAAUCAAAGACACAAAGGUUUUUAAGGUUCCAUUAAUGGGGGUUGAUGGGUCAAAAGCUGAAGCAGCUGUUGUUUGCCACAUGGAUACAUCAGCUUGGCACCCACAUCACUAUGCCUUUCAGAUCCUUAAUGUUAAGCCAGGAGGACCACCAAUUUGCCACUUCCUUAAUAGUGAUGCCAUUGUCUGGAUUUCCAGUAGUUAGGUUCUGUAGGCACAAGUGUGUGUUUCAUUAGAGAAAUUUUGCAUAAUCUCCCACACCCAUGGGGAAAGUUUGUAAUGGAGGGUUUAUAUAUGCAGAUAUAUUCUGACUACUAAAAUAAAUUGGAUUAAUAAUUUUGAAUUGU